Molecule: messenger RNA, 1818 nt
Organism: Sinocyclocheilus anshuiensis
Lineage: Eukaryota; Metazoa; Chordata; Actinopteri; Cypriniformes; Cyprinidae
Product: catenin alpha-1-like
Exons: 7
Coding region: 311-1444 (377 amino acids)
Biological process (GO): cell migration; cell-cell adhesion
Cellular component (GO): actin cytoskeleton; catenin complex; adherens junction
Molecular function (GO): beta-catenin binding; structural molecule activity; cadherin binding
Source: RefSeq, a predicted model, not a curated record
GCGCUCAGCUGAACUUUACUCGAGUAUCGGGCCACUCCCAAACACACCUGAUAACACUGACCGACUGCUGGGAAUCCGCCAUCAUCCUCCGCAUUCAAGUCACGGGAAAAAACGAAACUCCUAAAUACUUCACGAACUCGUACAUUUAUCACUCAAACGGGUGCUUUUAGUCAGGUUUUAUUGGAUUAUAUCUUUUGGCUUUGGUUUAGCCGCUGGGAGGGAUUACACCACGCGGAAAAACUUUACCACGGUAUUUUAAAAGUCUCAUCCCUCCAUUUUGAAUCUGACAGGAAUUUCAGCAGUUUGAAACAUGACGAGCAUUAACACAGCAAACAUCAACUUCAAAUGGGAUCCCAAGAGCCUGGAGAUCCGCACACUGGCUGUGGAAAGACUGCUGGAGCCCUUGGUUACCCAGGUCACCACUCUUGUGAACUCUAGCAACAAAGGGCCGUCCAACAAGAAGAAAGGCCGCUCCAAGAAGGCUCACGUUCUGGCAGCCUCCGUGGAGACAGCCACCCAGAACUUUCUGGAGAAAGGCGAGAAGAUUGCUAAAGAGAGCCAGUUCUUAAAGGACGAACUGACCGCAGCGGUGGAGGAUGUCCGCAAGCAAGGAGAAUCCAUGAAGUUGGCCUCAGGAGAGUUUGCAGAGGAUCCCUGUUCUUCAGUGAAGAGAGGCAACAUGGUCCGUGCUGCACGUGCCCUUCUUUCUGCUGUCACUCAUCUGCUUGUACUGGCGGACAUGGCUGAUGUGUACCAGCUUCUGCUUCAGCUCAAACUGGUUGAGGAGAGCCUGGUGAAGGUGCGUAACGCUGGCACUGAGCAGGACCUGGGUAUCCAAUACAAAGCUUUGAAACCGGAGGUGGACAAACUGAACAUGAUGGCAGCCAAGAGGCAGCAGGAACUCAAGGACGUCCAUCACAAGGACCAAAUGGCGGCAGCUCGCGGCGUCCUGCAGAGGAACGUUCCCAUGCUGUACACGGCUUUGCGUGCCUGUCUGCAGCACCCAGACGUGGCCGCGUACAAGGCCAACCGGGACCUCAUCUACAAGCAGCUGCAGCACGCUGUCUCCGGCAUAUCUAAUGCAGCUCAGGCUGCCAGCAGCGAUGACUCCAGCUUCUCCCAGUCUGCAGGUGGAGGAGAGCUGGCCUACGCCCUCAACAACUUUGAUAAGCAGAUCAUCGUGGACCCGCUGAGUUUCAGCGAGGAGAGGUUCCGGCCUUCUCUCGAGGAGCGUUUGGAGAGCAUCAUAAGUGGCGCCGCCCUCAUGGCUGAUUCCUCCUGCACACGUGAUGACCGGCGUGAACGCAUCGUGGCCGAAUGCAACUCCGUGCGACAGGCGCUGCAGGAUCUGCUCUCAGAGUACAUGGGCAAUGUAGGUGCACGUCAAAUACUGUUUUUCCUUCUCGCUUACUGCUUUUCCCCUUCCACAGUCCCACAUCCCUGAAUGGCGAUGCUGAGUACCAACCUGCUACCUGAGACAGAUGCUCUCCUGCAGGGAAGGAGAGGGGAGUUUUAUUUCAGGGACAGUGCACACAUCACGUUCGCCGGGUAGUGUUGUAUAAAGACCUCCAGUCUCAGCACAAUUUGUCUUGUGCUGCCUAGCUUUUCAAGAGAGGGAUUCAGUACACACAAGCCCCCUCCUGUGAUACUGAUCUGUGUGUUGAAUUGUUUGACUGCUGUUGUUUUCAAAUAAUUCCCUUUGUUUGCUCACCAGUAUUGGUUUUAUUUUAUUUUUUUUCGGUCUUUCAUUUAAUUUGUUUUCCUUUUGCUUCUCCAUUUAUUAUCUUGUAGUCACAGAUUUUUCUUUUUCUUUUUUUC